Molecule: messenger RNA, 1392 nt
Organism: Nannizzia gypsea CBS 118893
Lineage: Eukaryota; Fungi; Ascomycota; Eurotiomycetes; Onygenales; Arthrodermataceae
Product: peptidyl-prolyl cis-trans isomerase cyp6
Exons: 4
Coding region: 1-1392 (463 amino acids)
Biological process (GO): protein peptidyl-prolyl isomerization
Cellular component (GO): nucleus
Molecular function (GO): RNA binding; peptidyl-prolyl cis-trans isomerase activity
Source: RefSeq, a predicted model, not a curated record
AUGAGCGUGCUUCUCGAAACCUCUCUUGGAGACAUUGUUAUUGACUUGUUGACCGAGUCUUCUCCGCGGGCAUGCGAGAACUUCUUGAAGCUAUGCAAAAUCAAGUACUACAAUUUUUCGCCUAUCCACAGCGUUCAGAAAGGAUUCUCGUUUCAAACAGGCGAUCCGCUAGGCCCUGACUCUCCAGAGAGCGAUGGCGGAAGUUCAAUAUGGGGUGUUAUCAAUGGGCCUUCACAGAAAAAUUUCCCGAUACGCUUUCCACCGAAAUUGAAGCAUUCUGAGCUUGGGACAGUGAGCAUGGCCACAGUCCCAGCGGCAAAAGAUCCAGAUGAGCGUCUCGCCGGAAGCCAGUUUAUCAUAACACUCGGUGAUAACCUGGACUACUUGAACGACAAGGCAGUGAUAUUUGGGAAGGUGGUCGAAGGAUUCGACGUCCUUGAAAAGGUUAACACUGCCUUUAUUGAUGAUAAGGGGCGGCCGCUAAAGGAUAUUCGUAUUCGACAUACUGUUGUUCUUGAUGACCCUUACGAUGACCCUCCUGGCUUCCAGGAACCGCCGGAAAGCCCUCUCCCGACCAAAGCUCAGUUAGCUACUGUCAUGAUUGCAGACGACGAAGAUCUAGAUCAGGAGGUUGACGAAGAGGCAUUGGAAAGGAUACGCCGAGAGCGUGAGGCCCAGGCACAAGCUUUGACGCUUGAAAUGGUUGGAGACCUUCCGUUUGCAGAAGUGAAGCCGCCCGAGAAUAUUCUGUUUGUUUGCAAGCUUAACCCAGUCACACAAGACGAAGAUUUAAAUCUGAUAUUUAGCCGAUUCGGCAAGAUCUUGUCCUGUGAAGUGAUACGAGAUAAAAAGACAGGCGACAGCUUACAGUACGCCUUCAUCGAAUUCGAAGACCAAAGGGACUGUGAACAAGCCUACUUUAAGAUGCAGGGUGUGUUGAUUGAUGAUCAUCGUAUUCACGUGGACUUUUCGCAGAGUGUAUCGAAGCUAUCAGACUCGUGGAGAACAUCAACGAAUGCCAAACGGUCUAGCCAAAGAGGUGGGUUUGGGGGCAUAUCUAACCUAGAGAAACGACGCCAGUACCGCGCAGCAGACACAGGGGAUCGUCGAAGCAAGACGACAUACGGGGCAAAGAACCUCCUCAUUCCUCAAUGUGUCGUCAAAGAGAUCAGUCCCGAAGCUGCAGCCGAAGCCGAAGCCCUACGGGUAAGCAUCGUGACAGAUCUCCCAGACGGCGUGAUGGGUAUGACAGAGGGCCACGGCAGGACAGGGAACGACGCAGGAGCCCUCGCCCAAGGCAUGAUGAGUGGGACUAUGGUCGUUCACAGAGACGGCGGUGAAGCUGCCCAAGUUAGCUGUACUAUUAACGCCGCAGACUGGGAUUAUGCCUAG